This is a messenger RNA of Aspergillus aculeatinus CBS 121060, 930 nucleotides long. RefSeq lists its product as uncharacterized. The transcript is spliced from 3 exons. The coding region runs from base 1 to 930 and encodes 309 amino acids. NCBI's taxonomy places the organism in Eukaryota, Fungi, Ascomycota, Eurotiomycetes, Eurotiales, Aspergillaceae. The record is from RefSeq and is a predicted model, not a curated record.
AUGCCUAAAAGAAAGGUACCUACAUCUAGCAAUGCAGAGGUGCCUUCAAAAAAGAAAGCCACCGACCCUGCCGCUGUCUCUCUAUCAAAUCUCGGGAACAUGAUCAUGGAAAAGGCGGAAAUGUCUAGCACAAGUAACCAGCAAGAUCCGCCUGAACUGACCAUAGAUUGCGGCCAAUAUGCGUAUUCUGUUUCCCUUGCGCGAGCUUGUUCAAAUUCUGCCUUCAUCGAGCGUGAGUACGGUUCGGGCAGUAAGACGACGAGCUGCACCCUGGUGCUUCAAGAUGAUCGCCGGGUGGUCGAACAUAUGGUCAAAUAUUUGCACUGGGGAGAGUCUUACAGGUACCACGGCAAGCAGCCAUUUGACGACGCAAUGUUCAAGAAGCGCAAGCUGGCAACCAAAAGCCGCAUGGACACCCAAAGCAAGAACAUGGGCACUCAGUCGAAGAGUCUUGCGCCUUCUGCGGGUCGAGAUCUGUCCUUCGUGGUUAUUCCUUUCUUUAUCCAGCUCUAUGCACUGGCCACGCACCUCGAGGCCGACGGUCUCAGGGAAAUCUGCAAAGGUGUUAUCAUGAGGGCACUCAGUGUUGACAUGGACAGAGCCUCGCUGAUGCGCGCAAUCAAGGAAGUGUAUACUCGCUUCGAUGAGAGUGACCAGAUGCUGCAAGAAAUGGUUGUGGCAGUUGUCCGAAACAACCUGUCUCUCUUGCAAGCGCAUACAGGCGAGGGAGGGCGUAAGUCGACCUUGAAGGAUGUUCUUGAUGCUACUGCCUCUUUCUGCCGUGAUCUGAGUCUGGAGUUGUCGAAUGCUCCGCCGCAGCAUGAUAAAAACGACGCCAUUGACAAUGAUGAUGAUGAGGAUGAUGGAGAUAAUGGAGAAGUUGAUGGCAACUAUGAAGAUGACCCCAAUGACGAAGAUUGGACCCCGUGA